AUGGCCGUGCAAGGUAACAGAGGUAUUGGGUCACCUGGGCUCAAAAGGUUGGCUGCUAUUGCUGGAGCAGCGCUUCAAGCGGUGUCGAAGGCUGGUACUGCGAUCGUGGGCGCCGCGAUUCGAGUAGUGUCUGAUGCGGACGAGAACCUGGCGACCGCCAAGGAAAUAUUCCACAAGGCGAGUAAUAACGCAGUGAAAGGCUUGCUUUCCCAAGUGACGCGGCGCAUCAAGGCGGUUGUUGAUGCGACAGAAGCGCAUGUCAUUCUGACAACGAACGUGGCCUUCGAGGUCAUAAGGUGCACCCUCGUAGCAAUUGGUCAGACCGACCUUGAGCAGUCGCUCCUGAUUUGGAAAGAAAUACUCACCAAUGAAGCCAAUGAAGAGACGAUAGAAUUCGUUCUACAACACAAAUCUGAUUUCGUUUCGUUUCUGAUCGACCAAGUUGAGCCAGCAAAGCUCUAUGCCACGGCACUUUCCAACGAUGGCCGUUCGACUGAUUAA
Messenger RNA from Truncatella angustata, 501 nucleotides. RefSeq lists its product as uncharacterized. The transcript has 2 exons. The record is from RefSeq and is a predicted model, not a curated record. NCBI's taxonomy places the organism in Eukaryota, Fungi, Ascomycota, Sordariomycetes, Amphisphaeriales, Sporocadaceae. Bases 1 to 501 code for a protein of 166 amino acids.